CCUGGGCCCCCCGGCCUCUCCCGGAUCCCGAGGCGACCCCCGGGGUCUCUCUGGGUUGGCUCCCUUCUGGGCUCUUUGCCCCCCGGGGGUUCCCUUUGUCUUCUUGACCGCCGGCCACUUCUCCCUCCUCCCAGCGCGGUCGCAGAAGUCGUCGGGCAUCGGCCGCCUCAUGGUGCACGUCAUCGAGGCGUCUGAGCUCAAGGCCUGCAAGCCCAAUGGGAAGAGCAACCCCUACUGCGAGGUGAGCCUGGGCUCGCAGAGCUUCAGCACCCGCACCCUGCCGGACACGCUGAACCCCAAGUGGAACUUCAACUGCCAGUUCUUCAUCCGCGACCUGCGGCACGACGUGCUGUGCCUGACGCUCUUCGACCGCGACCACUUCUCCCCCGACGAUUUCCUGGGUCGGACCGAGAUCCCGGUGGCCACCAUCAGGACGGAGCAGGAGGGCCGCGGGCCGAGCACGCGCCGGCUGCUGCUGCACGAGGUCCCCACCGGCGAGGUGUGGGUCCGCCUGGACCUGCAGCUCUUCGAGCAGAAGAGCCUCCCGUAGGGCCCGGUGCCGGACAGACGCCCAGAGACGCAGCGGGCCCUCUGAGGACGCGGAAAACCCGGAUCCCUCCCGUCGUCCCAGAGUGUGAACGUCCUGGCACGGGGGCACGGCGUGCCCAGGAAAUACAUGCUUGUGGCCAGGAAAUACAUGCUGGGCAUGUGGGCCGGGCCGGGAGCCGGAGCUCUCUCCUCCCAGAGCACCAGGGCCGGAUGGGCAGCUGCCCUCCAUCCCCCCAUGCAGAAGUGGGCACCAGAGCCCGGAGAGGCGUGUCCCACAGGGGGUCAGUGUGAGACACGGGUGCCCAGAGCGGCCCCCUCGGGCACAUCGGGGUUGGCAUCCAGGCCCAGGGGCAUCUGUGAGUUCUGGGCCCGAAGGCCAUGGGGGGGGGGCAGGUUCUCCCCUUUCGGGCCCCCUGGCCAAUGGACCGAGUCUGGCUCGGGUUUGGGGAGCUUUAAUGAAAUAAAUAAUACAGAUGGCA
Molecule: messenger RNA, 1028 nt
Organism: Gracilinanus agilis (Agile Gracile Mouse Opossum)
Lineage: Eukaryota; Metazoa; Chordata; Mammalia; Didelphimorphia; Didelphidae
Product: intersectin-2-like
Exons: 3
Molecular function (GO): calcium ion binding
Source: RefSeq, a predicted model, not a curated record